Molecule: messenger RNA, 2831 nt
Organism: Arvicola amphibius (Eurasian water vole)
Lineage: Eukaryota; Metazoa; Chordata; Mammalia; Rodentia; Cricetidae
Gene: Tpgs2
Product: tubulin polyglutamylase complex subunit 2
Exons: 7
Coding region: 273-1160 (295 amino acids)
Biological process (GO): protein polyglutamylation
Source: RefSeq, a predicted model, not a curated record
GAGGCGAGGCGGGGUCGCGGAGAUGUGAGCUGAGGCCCCGGCCAGGGUCGCGGGAACGAGCGCCCGGCGGAACUGCUGCUGCCAGGGUCGCCCGGGCCACCCAUCCGCUCCUCGCCGAGCCGUCAGGCGCCGAAAACUACAACUCCCGGCAUGCCGUGAGCCCGACGGCCGCAGAGCUGAGGCGGGGUCGGGUACGUCAGCCGGCCGGCCGGCUCUCCGCGCCGGCCCCGGUCACUGCGGCCGGCGCCGCGCGCGGAGUGGGGACGCGUGCCAUGGAGGAGACGCCGCCCCCACUGCAAGCCGGCAGCAAGCCGCACCUGGAGAAGCUGACCCUGGGCAUCACUCGCAUCCUAGAAUCUUCCCCAGGUGUGACAGAAGUAAGCAUAAUAGAAAAGCUACCUGCUGAACGUCAUAUGAUUUCUUCAUGGGAACAAAAAAACAACUGUGUGAUGCCUGAAGAUGUGAGAAACUUCUAUUUGAUGACCAAUGGUUUUCAUAUGACAUGGAGUGUGAAGCUGGAUGAACACAUCAUUCCACUGGGAAGCAUGGUGAUUAAUGGUAUUUCAAAACUGACUCAGCUUAUCCAGUCUUCUAUGUAUUCACUUCCUAAUGCACCAACUCUGGCAGACCUAGAGGACGAUGAAGAAGCCAGUGAAGACCAGCCAGAGAAGCCUCACUUUGACUGUCGCAGUGUGAUAUUUGAACUGGAUUCGUGCAACGGUAAUGGGAAGGUUUGCCUCGUCUACAAACAUGGGAAACCUGGAUUAGCUCAUGACACUGAGAUCUGGUUCCUGGACAGAGCAUUAUACUGGCAUUUUCUCACAGAUUCCUUUACUGCCUAUUACCGCCUGCUCAUCACCCACCUGGGCCUGCCCCAGUGGCAAUAUGCCUUUACCAGCUAUGGCAUUAGCCCACAGGCCAAGCAAUGGUUCAGUAUGUACAAACCCAUCACCUAUAACAACACAAGCCUGCUCACAGAAGAGACCGACUCCUUUGUGAAUAAGCUGGACCCCAGCAAAGUGUUCAAGAGCAAGAACAAGAUCUUAAUCCCCAAAAAGAAAGGGCCUGUGCAGCCUGCCAGUGGCCAGAAAGGACCCGGGCCCUUAGCUCCUCCUUCUGCUAAACCUUCCUCUGGCUCUGGAAACCCUGUCCGAAAAUAAACAUCCCAUCAGCUUCACAGCAGUGAUAUCAACGCACAGAUGCCCUAUGAUGGCCCUAUCUGCAGGCAGUUUGUGACUGCAGGCAUUCUCCUGGGGACCAAAGCCUUAGCCAGGAGUUGGGAAGACCACAUAAAUUCGCCCCAGGACUCCUCCACAGGUUGUGCCAACCUCAUCUCCAAAACCAGCUAAGACUUUCAGGUGUGUCUAGAGAUACUUUUUUUUGUUUUGUUUUUACGUUUAUACCCAAUCCUUAAUGUCUUAGCAGUAAUUAGGUCCUCCCAAAUAAACCCAUGGCUCAACUCAUUAUCAUCAUCAGUAACAACUAGUCAUGUGACCAUCUCAGUUAUGAAAAUUUUAUACCCUCAGUUUCAUUAGCCACAUUUCAAUUAUGCACGUGAUAGUAGAUUCCAUAUGGGAUAACACAGAGACAGGGAGCAUUUCUGUCAUAGAAAGGUUGCACAUGAACAUUUUCAUACUGUCAGUGUAUAAUGUUAAUACCUUAGCUUUAUAGGCUAUAUGUUUUGAGAAGACACUUUCACAGACACAGUCUUGUGUUUUUUAUGAUCCUUACCACAAACACAUCUCACUUAAGUCAUUUCUUUUUUUAAUUUACUAUAAAAACCCAUGUUCCUGAUCAUUUUCCUGUUUCCAGCUUUGUAUGGAUAUUUCUACGUUUGCCAAAACCAACUUUUUAAGAGAGUGACUCGUGCUGUAUUUUAUCUUUUAAAGCCAGUCUGUUCACAAGAACUUUUAGCUGUUCUGCUUAUUCACAGUUGGGAGCUGUCUCUCCCAUCUACCUCUGUUCUAAGCAGUGCCCUGCCUGGAACAGUGUGGGUGCCAGGAGGCCUUUGUAAGCAUGUCCUGUAAUUCAGAAGAAACAUGGUGGUAUUAGACACUGAGCCAUCCUACAGGUUUAUCUUCUGUUAAAUAUUAGGCAUAUAGCAAAAUUUUCUCUGAUUUUCAGUUAAGAAUAUCUGAUUCCUUCCUCUGCAGUCCUAGCAGUGGGUAACCUCAAUGUUCUUUUUUUGGGGGGGGGGGCGGUUUCGAGACAGGGUUUCUCUGUGGCUUUGGAGCCUGUCCUGGAACUAGCUCUUGUAGACCAGGCUGGUCUCGAACUCACAGAGAUCUGCCUGCCUCUGCCUCCCGAGUGCUGGGAUUAAAGGCAUGCGCCACCACCGCCCGGCUAACCUCAAUGUUCUUAAUGGCUACAAUUUUUGUACUGAUAUUCCAGAGGUAGAAAAAUAAAGAGUUCUGAGGAAGGGGAGACUGCAUACACCCUUUCUCUUUGGCUAGCAUACGCUUUCUUGAUAUUUUCUACCAGUGGUUGUCCAUCCAGGCUUUGUAUGCUGCCUCUUCCUACUAGUGACACUAGGCUUCUCUUUUCUGUUGUGUGAUGGGAGCUACAGGUCCCUGUCUCUCUCUAUCUGCCUGCACUCCUCUGACAUCACUUUGAAUAUUUAUGAACAUUUCAAAUUCUUGUUUGGGGAGCUGGAAAGAUGGUUUAGCAGUUAAGGCAUGCACUGAUAAUGCAGAGAACCCAAAUUCAUCUUUUGCACCCACAUGAAGUAGCUUACAGCCACCUGUAACUCCAACUCCAGGGGACCCAAAGUACCCUCUGGCCUCCACAGGAACCUAUGCACACACAAAGAAUAAAAAGACUUGAAAAACUUA